UUUCAGAAAAAAAUUUGCAUUAAUAAAUGGCAAAAAACCUGGAAAAUACAAGUUAUCGGAGGUUGGAUGUUGAUGCCUUUGAUCCAGAAAAAUUUGUGGAUUAUGAAGAUGCGGAAACUCCUGGAAUUGGACCGGAUGAACGACUCGUUAAUCAGUUAUUGCAGUCAGCCAAGUUGCAAGAAGCGUUGAAAGCAUCAUUAUCAAAUCCCCCAUUGAAAUGCAAAAACCAGACGAUAAAAGAUCGUUCAACCGCUCUCGUGACGAAGGUUUUGAUGAAUGUAAAGAUUGCGGAUAUCGAAGGUAUGGUCAAGUGCUUAACAGAUGAUGAAGUAAACCUUUUGAUGAAGUUUAUAUAUAAAGCGAUGGACACUCACGCUGAUAAUGCAACUUGUCAGUAUCUCCUGUCGUGGCAUGCCCAGGUAUUAGCUCGCGGCGGAUACGGUGCUAUAAUUCGUGUAUUUUGUGAUCGUCAAAGGUUGUGACUUUUGCUUUUGAUGUUUAUAUUUAUCUUUUACCGAAUGCCAAAUUGAACCUUUGGUGGGGAAAUAUGAUUUGCAUUUGUAAUUCUGAUAUCAAUAAAUAAUCGUCAUUCGCAGCUAGGAUGAUGAAAAACUGCACUUUGUUAAAGCCUAGCUUUUGUGUCUAUUGUUGCGGUGGACUUGUUUAAUCAGGUCGGUUUUUCCCUCGGUCAUAUUUCAAGCUUUAUGAGCAUAUGCUCAACGUAAUAAGUUGUGCACUCUUGUGAAACUGCUAUGCGUCCAGACAUUCAGGCAUUCACAUUUAGUUUUGCUGUUACAUUCUGUCAGGUCAUGUGUGGAUUUCUGUGUCAUGUAUGGAUUUCCUUCCGAUGCCAUCAAUCGUUAUAAAGGAAUUUGUACUUUCGGAAUAAAAUCCUAC
Loa loa (African eye worm) is the source of this 897-nucleotide messenger RNA. RefSeq names its product ARP2/3 complex 16 kDa subunit. The coding region runs from base 27 to 482 and encodes 151 amino acids. Gene Ontology annotation, cellular component: cytoplasm; actin cytoskeleton; Arp2/3 protein complex. Lineage: Eukaryota; Metazoa; Nematoda; Chromadorea; Rhabditida; Onchocercidae. The record is from RefSeq and is a predicted model, not a curated record. Gene Ontology annotation, molecular function: actin filament binding. The transcript is spliced from 3 exons. Gene Ontology annotation, biological process: cell migration; Arp2/3 complex-mediated actin nucleation; regulation of actin filament polymerization.